UUGGCUAUCACCUCAGAAUUACCUUGCCGUACUGCCGCUGACGAAUAACGUUCAGUCGAGACCGAGCUCAUCCGCGAUACAGUUGCUUUUCGCAUCCAACAGACAAAAUGGCUGAUGUUCCCAAGCGUGAAAUUGAAAAUGUCGAAUUCGUGUUCGAAGUCAUGGGUUCCGCCGGCGAGGGCAUUGAUGCCGUCGAUCUAGGCGAUGCUCUGCGUGCCCUGAACUUGAACCCCACCUUGGCUCUGAUCGAGAAAAUGGGUGGCACCAAGAAGCGCAACGAGAAGAAGAUCAAGAUGGACGAAUUCCUGCCCAUUUACUCACAGGUCAAGAAGGAGAAGGAGCAGGGCUGCUACGAGGACUUCAUUGAGUGCUUGAAGCUCUACGACAAGGAGGAGAACGGCACCAUGAUGCUCGCUGAGCUGCAGCACGCCCUGCUGGCGCUUGGUGAGAGCUUGGAUGACGAGCAGGUUGAGACUCUGUUCGCUGACUGCAUGGAUCCCGAGGACGAUGAGGGAUUGAUCCCCUACUCUCAGUUCAUCCAGCGCCUGAUGAGCGAUCCCGUCGUCUUCGACUAAACACAUUCCUCGCCAGAAUGUGUGAAAGACCAGAUAUGUUGAAGUGAAUAUGAAAUGAAUGAAAUGAGUUGUUGAGACCGACAUCCAAUCAACAACAACUGAAACAACACCAACAGAUUUAUAGCAACAACCAUUCUCCAUAGAUGUUAUAUUCAUCGCUAACUCUCUCUAUCUCUCUCUCGUAUAUUAUUUUAAUUAAAUUUUACUUCUGCUACUACAACUGCAAU
Messenger RNA from Drosophila pseudoobscura, 802 nucleotides. It is a transcript of the gene Mlc1, whose product is annotated as Myosin light chain alkali. The record is from RefSeq and is a predicted model, not a curated record. Gene Ontology annotation, cellular component: myosin II complex. The transcript is spliced from 6 exons. The coding region runs from base 108 to 575 and encodes 155 amino acids. Gene Ontology annotation, molecular function: calcium ion binding. NCBI's taxonomy places the organism in Eukaryota, Metazoa, Arthropoda, Insecta, Diptera, Drosophilidae.